AUGAGAUUUAUUAGAGACAGUUUUUUUGGCCGAUUGUUGUACCAUAUAUCUGGUCAUAAACUUUUUGGAUAUAAAGAAGAAAGAGGAGACUAUGUAAUACCCGAAAAAUAUUAUUCUGGAGAGGUACUGCAAGAACACGAAGGACCUUUUACCGAGAAUAGCACUAUAACACUAGCAGGAGAAAAUGAAAAAGUCAGUUAUCAGAGUCGACUUAUUAUUGUCGACUAUGAUGGACCAAACGAUCCGGAUAAUCCAUAUAAUUGGCCGCUUUACAAGAAAAUAUUUUUCAUAGGUGGGAUUGGAUUCUUAACGAUAUCUGUAUAUAUGGGCUCGGCAAUUUACACACCUGGUAUCGAUAUCUUGAUAGAAGACCUUGGCAUUUCUAGAGUUAAAGCAACCUUACCAUUAUCUAUGUUUGUAAUAGGGUAUGGAAUUGGACCGAUGGUAUUCUCGCCGAUGUCAGAAAAUGCGAUUUUUGGUCGAACCUCCAUUUACGUCGUUACAGUAUUCAUUUUUUUUAUUUUACAAAUUCCCCAGAGUUUUGGUUCUGCAACUCAUUCACUUACUUCUCUUUGUGUGCUUAGACUUUUGAGUGGAAUCUUUGCUUCACCAGCAUUAGGUACAGGUGGUGCCAGUGCUGGAGAUGUAGUGACUGCAGCUUACAUGCCCAUGGGAAUUAUUGCGUGGAGCUUGGCUGCUGUGUGUGGGCCGACAAUUGGUCCAUUGGUUGGUGCGGCUAUAAUAAGUGGCACAAAUGGUCUGUGGAUUUGGACGCUAAGGUUUAUGAUGAUUUUAUCAGGCGCCUCAUUUAUCUUUUUCGGACUCACUCUACCAGAGACUCUGUCCAAGGCAAUCUUACGUCGAAAAGCUCAAAGAUUACGAGCAAUUAGUGGUAAUACCAAUUUUAAAAGUGAAGGUGAACUUGAGAACGAAGAUAUGUCCAUCAGUGAGGUGAUGAUUGACACUUUGUGGAGGCCUUUUGAGAUAUCACUUUUUGAACCUGUGAUUCUACUGAUUGAUCUUUAUAUUGCCUUGAUAUACUCUAUAUUGUAUCUAUGGUUCGAGGCAUUUCCCAUCGUAUUUAUUGAGGUUUAUCAUUUCACUAUCGUAGAGUUAGGAGUAUCUUACGUUAGCGUGUCAGUUGGUAUAGCUAUGGGCUCAUCGAUCUACAUUGGCUAUAUUUACUUUGCUUAUACUAAAAAGCUUUUGACAGGCAAAAAUGAGGAUGUCAGCCCGGAAGUAUUCCUACCACCAACGAUUGUUGGGAGUGUAAUAAUGCCCAUAGGUAUCUUAAUCUUUGGUUGGAGUGCUAGUGCUGGUCUUCAUUGGAUUGGUCCUAUGAUAGGAGCAGCUUUAUUUGGUAUGGGGGGCUUCGUAGUGAUACAGGCACUUUUCAAUUAUAUGGCCAUGUCAUUUCCGCAAUACAUAGCGUCUGUGUUUGGCGGAAAUGCCUUGUUUAGAUCGAUUAUGGCUGGAUGCUUUCCUCUCUUUGGUGCUCCGCUUUACAACAACUUAAAGAAUUACAAAUAUCCUGUAGGAUGGGGUUCUACUGUUCUAGCUUGCAUCUGCGUGGGCAUGAUUGCAAUACCAGUAACAUUUUAUAAAUUUGGGCCCAGUAUUAGAGCGAAGUCAAGAUAUUCUGGGAUUUAA
Priceomyces carsonii is the source of this 1650-nucleotide messenger RNA. RefSeq names its product MFS transporter. Lineage: Eukaryota; Fungi; Ascomycota; Pichiomycetes; Serinales; Debaryomycetaceae. Bases 1 to 1650 code for a protein of 549 amino acids. The record is from RefSeq and is a predicted model, not a curated record. Gene Ontology annotation, molecular function: fluconazole transmembrane transporter activity. Gene Ontology annotation, biological process: xenobiotic detoxification by transmembrane export across the plasma membrane. Gene Ontology annotation, cellular component: plasma membrane. The transcript has a single exon.